This is a messenger RNA of Acaulospora morrowiae, 549 nucleotides long. The record is from the annotation of a GenBank genome assembly. NCBI's taxonomy places the organism in Eukaryota, Fungi, Glomeromycota, Glomeromycetes, Diversisporales, Acaulosporaceae.
AUGACUAAAGUUUCUACAAGCAGCAAGAAGAAAGGUGCUCAGAAGUAUCAAAAUACUUUUGCCUUUCACGCCAAUAAGAAUUCAAAGAAAACAAAAACAAUUAAUUCUUUGCCGAUUGAUGGAGUAUGCCAAAAAUGUAAAGAUAUUAUUGAAUGGCGUAAAAAAUUUAAAAAGUAUAAGCCAUUGACAGUACCCAAACGUUGUAUUGGCUGCGAAGAAAAAACUGUUAAAGAAGCGUACCACAUAUUGUGCAAUAAAUGUGCUACGGAGAAGAGAGCGUGCGCAAAAUGUCAAGAGGUCACACAGAUAACGUCGAGCGGUGUGAAAAGCGACAAGGAAUUAUUGCAGGAACAGCAAGAACUCGAAAGAAUACUCUCGACAUUAUCUGAGCGAAAGAAGAGAUCUUAUCUAAGAAAAUUAGAACGCGGGCAAAUCGGAACAUUUGGCGGAUACCCGUCCGCGGACUCUGCAAAAUUUUGGGUCCAAUAUUUUUCCAAGAAUCCUGAACCAAAGUGUGUGAAUCUUCUAUUCAAUAUGUUUGCCCUGUGA